Messenger RNA from Penicillium cataractarum, 1896 nucleotides. Its product is annotated as Zn(II)2Cys6 transcription factor domain-containing protein. Bases 1 to 1896 code for a protein of 631 amino acids. Gene Ontology annotation, molecular function: zinc ion binding; DNA-binding transcription factor activity, RNA polymerase II-specific. The transcript is spliced from 4 exons. The record is from RefSeq and is a predicted model, not a curated record. Gene Ontology annotation, biological process: regulation of DNA-templated transcription. NCBI's taxonomy places the organism in Eukaryota, Fungi, Ascomycota, Eurotiomycetes, Eurotiales, Aspergillaceae.
AUGGGCGGUAUCCCCUGGCACUCGAAAGGGUGCAUGAUGUGCCGGAAACGCAAAGUCAAAUGCGACGAACAAGAGCCGGAAUGCGCCCGAUGCAUCAAACGCGGUGUCAAAUGUCCUGGUUACGAAAAGACUCGCAUCUUCAUCCAUCAUCCCUUGGCGAGACGGGAGAAAGCUCCGGCCUCGGUCCCAAUCACUGAAUCGCAGUAUCAGAUCGAGUAUCAAAGUCCAUAUCAGGCCCAGAUCCAGAAUCAAUAUCAAGUUCAGAAUCAAGAUCCGGCUCAGAAUCAAUACCCAGUCCAAUACCAAGACCCCGUUCGAGCCUUGGUGAUGCCGAGCAACGUGACCUCUGGACCAGUAGCGCGCGAACAGGUUUUUUCGUCUUUCACCAAUGUCUUCUUCAGUCAUACCGAGGAGGUUUCCUCGUUGAACCUUUGGCAGUACCUGAUUUACAAUUUUGCGACCCUUCCUAACAAGACGAAUAUGCUUGAGAGAGCGAUCUCUGCGGUGUCAUGUCUUUACAUGGGCAAGAUGAACAACGAUGAUCAUAUGUACAACUAUGGUCUGGACCUGUAUGGAACUGCGAUUCGGAGUGUGAAGAACAACAUUUAUCGGAAUGCUUGGAACGCGGAAAUUGUGUAUACUGCCGUUAUUUUCCAGGAGUUGGAGGGAUACUGCUGUGCAUUUGAUCUCCGAGCAUGGCUGGCCCAUACUCAGGGAACGAGUACACUGCUGCGUUACUAUCGUGAUAUUCUGCCUCGGAACCCCCUUCUUGACGCCAUUUACAACCAACAUCAGAAGAUGCGACUGAUCAUUGCGACCGCGGGAGUCAACAUCACAGAAGACGAAUACCAAUAUCUGAAACGUUCAAGCGACGGCAUUUCAACCCCACUAUCCGAAUUGCUCGCAGUCUACGCAGAAUUUGGACCUCUCUCGACCGUCCUGAAUUCAAUUUCCCCCAGUGAUCACGAGGGAUGCGAGACUCUACUACAAAAUUGUAUCAAACAAAAGAACAGAAUCACCGCGUGGUAUGCUCAGUAUGGCUACGCGAGAGGCCUCUUCGUGUGCGCUCCAGAUGAAUGCAGAACCGACGAGCUGCCUCCAACAGAGGAAUUGUUCGGUGCCGGGUAUCGGUUCUCCUCGCUCGAUAAUGCUAGAAUGCAUCAUUGGUACUGGAAUGCGCUGGCGACUAUUCAGCCUAUGAUUUACAAAGCCAAAUCCCUCGUUCGAUCUUAUCCGCUCACCCCCGAGAGCGGCUCUGACAAGCUGCCAGUCGACGACGAGGAUCAUCGGAUGUCAGAGUUUUACGCCGAUGAGAUCUGUCGCACUAUCCCGUACUAUGCGAAUGAUACAAAGACACUUUCCGGAAUUCGCAUGUUGAUGUUCCCCAUGAGUGGAGCUAUCAAGGUCUACAUCGGCCUAGGGAAUCGGGAGAAGUUCCUGUGGUGCCAACAUGCUCUUCGUCUGAUUUCGAACCGUGGUCUUAGCUCUUCUCGUCGCCUCAGUGAGCUGUUUUGGAACAACUGGAAUACCAGAAUUGACGAUUUGUGCCCUGUUCCUUGUCGAUCUCUGCGUGAUGAAAUGUUGUCCUUCGAACUUUCUACGGAGCAUCAAGAGAAGGUGUUUGACGUUGGUCAAAUGCUUGAAGAGUCCAAGUCCAAUGAGACGCUAAAGUCGAACGUGGUUCCCAAAUCGGCUGAGGUGACGAAAUCACCAGAAACUCCUACGGUGGACAAGGCACCGAAGUCCAUGCCAAAGUCCAUGCCAAAGUCCAAUCCAAAGUCCAAUCCAAAGUCCAAUCCAAAGCCAAAGCCAAAGCCCAGCGAGGAGCCAAAGGUCAGGGAGGAGCCACGGGUUCAAGGCGAAAUUCAAUUUAUCCAAGAGGUUAUCAAGGUUUAA